GGCCAUGUUGUUGUGUGGGGGUUGAUAUCUGAUCCAUCCAGGAGAGGAGAGGAGGGGGGAGAAAGAGAGAAUACUCCCCAGAAAAGGACGCUGAUUUGUGGAAGCAGGGCGAGACGAUGGGCUGCAUUAAGAGCAAAGAGGACAAAGGCCCUAGCCUGAAUUAUCGGCCAGAGAACUCCCAGAUGUCAGACCCCAACGCCGCCGCCGCCACCGCCAUGCCUCACGUAGGCCACUAUGGACCGGAUCCCACCCAGCUGCAGCAGAAUCAACCUCCUUCAUCCUCAUCUGCCUCUGGGGCUGCAAACUUCAACCACACCCUCACGCCGUUUGGCGGGUCCUCUGCCAUGACUCCCUUUGGAGGGGCGUCCUUCUCUGGUCCAGUGUCCAACUCGUUCUCUGGUGCUGUUUCAAAGUUUCCAUCAUGCAUCAUGGGUGGCGUUACAUUCUUUGUGGCCUUGUACGACUAUGAAGCCAGAACAUCAGACGAUCUUUCUUUUAAAAAGGGCGACCGCUUCCAGAUCAUCAACAAUACAGAAGGAGACUGGUGGGAGGCUCGCUCCAUCAACACGGGGAAGAAAGGUUACAUCCCGAGCAAUUACGUCGCUCCAGCGGACUCCAUCCAGGCUGAAGAGUGGUACUUUGGUAAAAUGGGACGUAAAGACGCUGAGAGGUUGCUGCUGAAUCCAGGGAAUCAUCGAGGAACUUUUCUGGUGCGAGAAAGUGAAACUACUAAAGGUGCUUACUCUCUCUCCAUUCGCGACUGGGACGAAGCCAAAGGAGACAAUGUGAAACACUACAAGAUCCGCAAACUUGACAACGGGGGAUAUUACAUCACCACACGGGCGCAAUUCGACACAUUACAGAAGCUUGUCAAACACUACACAGAACAUGCGGACGGGCUUUGCCACAGGCUGACCACCGUUUGCCCCACAGUGAAGCCUCAGACUCAAGGGCUCGCUAAGGACGCCUGGGAGAUUCCCCGGGAGUCCCUGCGACUGGAGCUCAAACUGGGCCAGGGCUGCUUCGGAGAAGUCUGGAUGGGCACGUGGAACGGCACCACCAAAGUAGCCAUAAAGACGCUGAAACCAGGAACCAUGUCGCCCGAGGCUUUCCUCCAAGAGGCUCAGAUCAUGAAGAAGCUCAGACACGACAAACUGGUGCCUCUUUACGCCGUGGUGUCCGAGGAGCCCAUCUAUAUCGUCACAGAGUACAUGGCCAAAGGCAGCCUGCUCGACUUCCUCAAAGAAGGUGAUGGCAAAUUCCUGAAGCUGCCCCUGCUGGUGGACAUGGCUGCACAGAUCGCUGACGGCAUGGCUUUCAUCGAGAGGAUGAACUACAUCCACAGGGACCUGCGCGCCGCCAACAUCCUGGUGGGAGACAACCUGGUGUGCAAGAUCGCCGACUUCGGUCUGGCCAGGUUGAUAGAGGACAAUGAGUACACAGCGAGGCAAGGAGCCAAAUUCCCUAUUAAAUGGACGGCACCGGAGGCAGCUCUGUACGGCCGAUUCACCAUCAAGUCAGACGUCUGGUCCUUUGGCAUCUUACUCACUGAGCUUGUCACCAAAGGCAGAGUGCCCUACCCAGGCAUGGUGAACCGGGAGGUGCUGGAGCAGGUGGAGCGAGGCUACCGCAUGCCCUGCCCCCAGGGCUGCCCCGAAUCUCUGCACGAGAUGAUGAAGCUCUGCUGGAAGAAGGAGCCGGACGAGAGGCCCACCUUCGAGUACCUGCAGUCCUUCCUGGAGGACUACUUCACGUCCACGGAGCCACAGUACCAGCCUGGAGAGAACCUAUAGCCUGCCUGGACUCUGAUGAUGGGGGAAGACUUGUUUAAAACAGGCAGGAGGACAUGAGCGCCGAACUGUUCGACUCUUUAAAAGAAAGUCGGCCUGAAACCACAUAAACCACUACUUCAUCCGAGCUGUUCUUCAGUGUUU
Molecule: messenger RNA, 1934 nt
Organism: Scomber scombrus (Atlantic mackerel)
Lineage: Eukaryota; Metazoa; Chordata; Actinopteri; Scombriformes; Scombridae
Product: tyrosine-protein kinase Yes-like
Exons: 14
Coding region: 117-1793 (558 amino acids)
Biological process (GO): cell surface receptor protein tyrosine kinase signaling pathway; protein phosphorylation; innate immune response
Cellular component (GO): extrinsic component of cytoplasmic side of plasma membrane
Molecular function (GO): signaling receptor binding; ATP binding; non-membrane spanning protein tyrosine kinase activity
Source: RefSeq, a predicted model, not a curated record